Messenger RNA from Schistosoma mattheei, 408 nucleotides. The record is from the annotation of a GenBank genome assembly. NCBI's taxonomy places the organism in Eukaryota, Metazoa, Platyhelminthes, Trematoda, Strigeidida, Schistosomatidae.
AUGAAAGACCAUAAAUAUUCUAUUAAUAAACUAUCAUCUUGUAAAGUAUCGAAUGAUUCAAGAUCAAAUUACCGUUUACUUAAUAUACCAUGUGGUGUUUGUGGUGAUCGUUCUACUGGAAAGCAUUAUGGAGUAUAUAGUUGUGAUGGAUGUUCUGGAUUUUUUAAAAGAAGUAUUCACAAGAAUCGUUCAUAUACAUGUAAAGCAAGUGGUAAUUUAAAAGGUAAAUGUACCAUUGAUCGUCAUCAUCGUAAUCAUUGUCGUGCAUGUCGAUUAAAUAAAUGUUUUCUAGCACAAAUGAAUGAAGAAAAGUGCAUGAAUGAUGAUGAUGAUGCAUUAGUAGUUUUACAAAUGAUUGUUUCAUCCUUAAGUGACACUCAUCAACAGUGCACAUUCAUGAAAUUGUAA